Molecule: messenger RNA, 1638 nt
Organism: Cyphellophora europaea CBS 101466
Lineage: Eukaryota; Fungi; Ascomycota; Eurotiomycetes; Chaetothyriales; Cyphellophoraceae
Exons: 2
Coding region: 1-1638 (545 amino acids)
Biological process (GO): proteolysis
Molecular function (GO): aspartic-type endopeptidase activity
Source: RefSeq, a predicted model, not a curated record
AUGGAGCAAUCCGAGGAGGAAGUGAACGACCGGCAGGCUUCGAACCCUCAAGACCUUAAAGUGCUACGCGACGAUUUUAACGCCGGAUCCGUUUCGGGAUCCAGUAACGCGUUGCACUCGACAGAACCGAGUUCAGGUGAAUAUCCAACCUGUCAUCUCAACACAGAUUCCUCAGGCAAGUCGAAUCCGGGUGACCGAGACCUAAUUGACGUCUUCGUAGCCGACACUUGCGUUGGAGGAACACAAACCCUGAGCUCAACUGAACCGCCCUCAGGUCAAAGAAGACUUCCGACAACUCAGACUUCCAGCAAACAGAGUCUGACCGUGCCAGAGCUUUAUACUCUCGUCUUAAGCACCGCCAAACAUCGCGUCCGAUCUCAGGAGGUGCGCGACAACUUCACCGAGGUGGAAAGGUCAGGGCUCGAGCACAGCAUUGGAAUGUUGUUCAUGUGGGCUCAAGGACUGGAUCUCUCACGUUUGGACAGCAAAGUCAACCAAAUCACAGGUAUAUACCGUGCCGUGCGACGAACGCUGAUUCGAAUAGUACGCAUAUUGAACUCUGUGCCACAACUGCAGCGAGUGAACAAUGCGCAGUCUGCUGUCUUCUUCAGCGAAAGUGAAAGCGGAGACUCGAAUGAUUCCAGCGGGGCGAGCGAUGUCGAGGACGAAACGACCAAGCCACGUGAAUCAGCAAGCGUGUCGACAAAGAGUUCGAGGAUCAUUGAACAGCUGCAGCUUCGAGUGAGUGCUUUGAUGCACUUGCUGCCUACGCUCCGGCACGACUAUGAGGCAGCAAGAGUAUAUGACUUUGAUGAAGAGCCUUUGGAUACUUCCGAGCACGAACUUCAGAAACACAAAAUGACUUAUGUGUUAAAGUGCUCGAGUUGCAGCUACCAGAGCGUAGAGGCAGAAGCCUACUUCGAACAUAUGGAGUCGAAGCAUACGCUGACCAAGCCACAAAAUGACAUGCAGACUUCGGCGCUGCUCACAUCAGCUCGCGUGCUCGUCUCUGCAGAUCACUCAGAAGAAAAAUGCCCUAUGUGCUCGAGGAAGGGAUUUGUAUCUAAGCGAGCCUUCACCAAUCAUGUUGCGCAGCACAUGGAGGAGAUAGCGUUGAAAUCUCUUCCUGCUGACGCAGAAUCCAAGUCCGAGCAUUGUUCUAUCAGCCCCAGCGGCACCGCUCCAAAAGAGCCCAGCGCCAGUCCACUUAUUGAGGAAGAUCGUAUCUCUGAGAUGAUGGGGGCAUUGAGUACGGACGGUGAAGCAGGCGAAAAUGAGGUCGAACCGACCUGGCGAAAUAUCCCACUGCAAUUGAAGAAGAAUGGGUCAUACGUGACAUUAGCCGCGGCUUUACUGGAUACCGGCGCAGAUCACUGCCUGAUUAAGAGGCCACUUGCAAAUCAAGUGUACGAAUGGGGCUUGACAAAUUUCGAGCCCAGUCGAGUCAAGGAGCUAAUCUCACUCGACGGUUCAAGGGUUCCAGUUUCAACGAAGGUCAAGUUUACGUUUUGCAUUGAUGAAACUAGAUACAGGACAGCUUUUCUAGUGGUUCCUGAUGAUUUUGGCGUGAGCGAGGUGAUUCUGGGGGCCAAAUUCAUCAGCAGGCAUAGGCAUCUCUUGGAGGGCAGAACUAAGUAG